Messenger RNA from Callorhinus ursinus (northern fur seal), 1145 nucleotides. RefSeq names its product histone H2B type 1-K. The record is from RefSeq and is a predicted model, not a curated record. Gene Ontology annotation, molecular function: structural constituent of chromatin; DNA binding; protein heterodimerization activity. Gene Ontology annotation, cellular component: nucleosome. NCBI's taxonomy places the organism in Eukaryota, Metazoa, Chordata, Mammalia, Carnivora, Otariidae.
AUAAAAAGGGCACUUAGAGCCUCAUACUCGUUCUUCCUGUUAUUUUCAGGUCGUUUAACAGUUUGUCCCAGCCAUGCCCGAGCCCGCCAAGUCGGCUCCGGCCCCGAAGAAGGGCUCCAAGAAGGCGGUGACCAAGGCGCAGAAGAAGGACGGCAAGAAGCGCAAGCGCAGCCGCAAGGAGAGCUACUCGGUGUACGUGUACAAGGUGCUGAAGCAGGUGCACCCCGACACCGGCAUCUCGUCCAAGGCCAUGGGCAUCAUGAACUCGUUCGUCAACGACAUCUUCGAGCGCAUCGCGGGCGAGGCGUCCCGCCUGGCGCAUUACAACAAGCGCUCGACCAUCACGUCCCGGGAGAUCCAGACGGCCGUGCGCCUGCUGCUGCCCGGGGAGCUGGCCAAGCACGCCGUGUCCGAGGGCACCAAGGCCGUCACCAAGUACACCAGCGCCAAGUGAGCCCGCCUGCUGCAGAGCAAUCGAGGCUCACCUUUUCCGAUGUCACCAAAUCGGCCUCUUCGGGGGUUUCAAGAGUAAAGCAGAUGUGUGGUAUUAAAAAACAAAACCAAUUAACAAAAAGCACAAGGACAUUUUUUUCCAGACUUGAAUAAGGAUAAAAAGUUCCUAUCAACUCCUACAGAGUUUAACAUACAUAAGCUGCAGAAGGGAGAUGUCAACGGUGGGAGCUGCCGGAGAGCUUCCAGGAAUGCCAGAAUGUCCCCAGAAACAGUCUGCGACGCUGAAACGUCCGUUGCGAAGCAUCAGCCCUGGGUAAGCCAGUUGGUCCUUGUGCCUCGUGGAACAGUCCCAAACUCCUUGUCUUCUCAGCAGCUUACCUGUGGACGUGUGAACAAGCAGGGGGCCUUGAUGUGGAGACGAGGUGGACAGCCUUUAAAGGAAAAGGGCCCCUCACCCAGAAGUCCCCCCUAGUGGCUGAUACCCCGGCCAGCUCUGGGUCUGCAGGGGCACCAGUCCGCUGGCUUUGAACUCGGGCAGCAACCAUGAGAUUUACAUUCAGCUUUAGCCCAGUGAACAGAAAAGGCACGGCAGGACAUCGAAAUACAAGUGGUGGUCCCCCUCUGUGGGAUCCACUGUGACACUGGCUGGCUGCCCCUGAGACCUUAAGAACAAAUGGGGACUCAACUCUCCU